AUGAAAUAAAAUAGAGUUUCUAUAUUGACUAAAUAAAACAUAAGAUAUGAAGGAUCUGUUUAUGCAAUUGAUAAAAUUCGUAAAACAGUAUUUCUAAAUGAUGUGAGGUGUAUGGGAACUGAAAAUAGAGAAGCAUCAAUUUUUAUUCCACCAUCAACAAAAAUAACUUAAAUGGCAGAGUUUACUAAUGAAUAGAUUUUAGAAAUCAAAAAAUUAGUAUUGCUUUUUGUCUAUUUGAAAGAGCAAUAAUGAUUUUCCAGAGCAUUUACCUACUACUUACAAAGAACAUACUCAAAGUUCUCAAAAUUAAAAAUUGACAUCAAAAAUUCUAAAUCAAAGUUGCACUUAUGAAAUAACCAGAUCACCUUUGCCCAAAAUAACAACUAGAAAAAAUAGACACUUUCUAUCAUAAAGUCCAAAUCCUAGGAAAUUCGAUUAGAAACCUGUUUAUAUUACAAAUAAUUAUUUACAAUUGAAGAAAAUGGAAUAAUUCAAAAAAAUGCUUAUGUUUAGAUAUAACAGAUGA
Molecule: messenger RNA, 526 nt
Organism: Paramecium pentaurelia
Lineage: Eukaryota; Ciliophora; Oligohymenophorea; Peniculida; Parameciidae
Source: the annotation of a GenBank genome assembly